AAUAAUUAAUCAAUAAAAAAAAUUAAAUAUCUCUAAAGAAUUUAAAAUAUCUGUAAAAAAAUUAAUUAACAAGCAAAGAAUCUAAUUAAAAUUGAAAUGUUCUAAUAUUCAAUCUAAGCUAGCGAAAUAGAAGAAGGUAUCGAGUUUUUAGGAGACAUAUACCAAGAUUAUGAUAACUUUAAUUAUAAUAAUAAUAAUGGUGAUUAUAAUAAUUAUUAAAAUUUCUAACACCCAACAUAUUACAAUAAUGUCUCUGAUGAAGUAAUUUAACAAACUUCAUCCUUAUUACCUUAAGAAUAACCUCAAAAUUAUCAAUAGCAAUAAUAAUCUAACGAGUAGAAUACAAGCAAUUAAUUAUCUUCAACAAAUCUUAUAAAAAAAUAAACUUAUAAUGAAAAUACCAAAAACUGUCCUAGAGACUACGUAAGAUAACUUAUCUUAAAAAAAAAUACUCAUAAAUUCACCAAAUACUUUAAUAGCAAUAGAAUUACAGAAUAACAAUACUUAGCAUUUUGUAAUAAAUUCUUUAAAAGAAAUAAUGUCACUAUGAAAGCAAUAAAAUAAGCAUUAAAAAAAGACAAUGAUGAUAACUUCUCAUAAGAAUAAUAUUGCUUUUAACAAAUCAUAAUACAUGUUUUACCAUUCAUAAUUCGUAAAAAGAAUGAAAAUAGAAAUGAUGACCAAGUAACCAACGAUUAAUGGAAAUGGGUUUUCCACUUUUUGAGUAACUACAUCUACUCAUGA
This is a messenger RNA of Tetrahymena thermophila SB210, 744 nucleotides long. RefSeq lists its product as hypothetical. The record is from RefSeq and is a predicted model, not a curated record. Lineage: Eukaryota; Ciliophora; Oligohymenophorea; Hymenostomatida; Tetrahymenidae. The transcript has a single exon.